CGUUCCCAACCAACCGAAGACGGCUCCGGUGGGGGAAAAGAACACCGGUCCGAUCCGCUCCGAUCCGCCCCCUCAUCGCCCCCGGCCCGAUCGACAGCGAACGAGCGAUCAUCGACGGGACACGCAUCUUCGUCGUCUUCCUCCUCCUCCCUCCAAUCGUACUGCGACAGCAAGACCGCUCCGGCCUCCGCAAAAUACGCUCCAACGCCUCCGUCCCUUCCCAAGCAGGGAACCAAUCCCGCUCGCGGUCAACACCGCGCCCUCCCCCGGCAUUCGGAAUCGCGUCUUCCCCGCAGGCCCCUUCCGAUGGAGAACAUGCAGUACGCGGAGGAGCUGGUGCGGGAGUUCCUGGUCUUCCGGGGCUUCACCGCCACCCUCCAGUCCUUCGAGAGCGAGCUCGCCACCGACGUCGGCCGGGGCUUCCAGGUCGACAAGCUCCUCGACCUCAUCUUCGCCGCCUACGUCCCCAGGUUCCAGGCCGAUAAGCUCCUCGCCCUCUUCGGCUUCCUCCGGCAGUGCCUCUCCUCGGCUUCCACCGAGGCGGCGCUCCUGGCUUCCCUGUCCAGGCUGGAGGUCGCCGUCAUGCGGUAUUACAUCGUGCACGCCGUGCGGUCCGGGCGGAGGGAUAAGGUCUUGGAGUUCUUCGGGGCGAGCGGGAAUGAUCUGAUGCGCAAGGAUCAGGAUUGGACUCCGUGGUUCGCUAUGCCGUACGUGAAGAAUCCUAGCACGGAUCCUCAGUUUCGGGUCUACUUUUCGAAGGAGUGGUACGAGGCAUUGCGCGUUGCCGUGAGGAAUUUCUUCGAUGAGAUCUUCAAUGGCACUCGCAUUCCUGCCUUAUUGACCAUUAGUUUGGAGAAGAACACUAUCAGCCGUCUCAAAAAGGAAAUUAAGCAGCUAAACAGUAAGUUAGCACAGCUUCAAGCUCUGUUGGAGGAAAAAGAAGCACAAUUAUGCCGAUCGAGGAGUCAUGCUGCAUCAGCGAUGGAUGCUGGCAUAGCUCGGAGUAGUUCUUCAACUCUGUCAAGUGGUGUGCUUGAUGAAAAUAUUGUAUCAUCACAAGAUAAUCAAGACACCCAUGAUGAUGCUACUCGCAAUCCGGGUGAUAGAGUGCUGGCCCAGGACUUGGUUGAUGCUUCAAAAGCCAAAGUCAACUUAGAAUCUCUUGCAAGACCAUCUGCUCAUGUUACAACCUCUCUAAGUGUAUGUGGUGAUAAUGGAGCCGGUGGUUCCAGUCUAAUGCUCCAAGAUGGUACCUUUGAAACUGGAAGAGAAGUGGAGGGAGAAGAAGAAUUCCCGGAGGUGAAUGUAGACUUUCAGGAAACGUUUUUGGGCCAUACAAGUCCAAUCACUCGAUGCCGCUUUUCUGCCUCUGGGAACAAUAUUGCCAGUGCAUCCAUGGAUGGCACAGUCAGAAUAUGGACCUAUGACUCAUCAACUUCAGCAUCAAGAAAUGCAACUAUUUACUGUGGGGCAGAGAUCAUGUCGCUUGACUGGGAGUGUAAAUCUGAUCGCUUGCUUCUCAUAGGAACUGCUGAUGGAGGAAUUAAGGCAUGGAAUGUUGAUGCAAAAAGGGUUGUUUGUGAUCUCAAUACAACAGAGGCUUUUCCAAGUGUCUUGGAUUUAAAAUGCAGCCCGGUAGAACCAAUUUUUGUUUCUGCUGCAGCAUCGAGGCAUGUUUCUGGUCAUAUUGAUGACACGUCUUUUGCUUCAUUAACUGUAUGGAACAUGAAGACAUGGAAAGCAAUGACAGUCCUUCCUCUUGGUGAAGAUCCCCCUGCAAUUACUUCUUUGUGCUUUAACCACAAUGGGAAGAUUCUUGCUGCCUCUGCCACGGAUGGAAUGAUUCACAUGUUUGACAUGUCUGCCGGUCUACAAAUUACUGGGUGGCCUGCACAUGAUUGUGGUAUAAGCUCCAUUCUUUUUGGAGCUGAUGAGACGAGCAUAUUUAGUUUGGGUACAGAUGGAAAGGUGCUUGAGUGGAGCUUGCAGAAACAGGGUCAUGUUCUGUGGUCAAUCAAUUCAAAGAGCUCCUGUCACUUAAGGCAUGAAAUGGCUCUAGAUGCGAAUGGAAGGAGAUUGUUAGUAACUUCUGGUUCAGUAAGAGCACCCAUAUACCAGAUACAUAGUCGGGCAAGUGGUUUGAGAACUCUCCCUCACAGUGCUUCUGUGACAACGGUGGAUUGGCACCCAACCUUGCCCAUUUUCUUGACUGGGUCAGCUGAUAACUCCGUGCGCGUGACAUCCAUAUCAUGAAGGCCCUAUCAUUUGAAAGCUAAUGAUGCCUUUCAGGCUAGUGUACAAAACUGUACCAAGAUCACUUCGACUCGGAAGGAGCUCAGGGAACAAGAUUGUGGCCAUGAGGAUGAUUGGCUCAAGUUGCGACAAUAUCGGGAAUGGAGAUUCUGUAAGGAAAAAGAAAAAUCAGACAAAUCAGGGAAGAGUAAUGGGUUGAGCCUAAAAAUUGCUUUUGUGACUUGUAAUCUAGCAUUAGCUCAAUCAUAUGUGCUUUCGGUUCUUGCAGCUUGCUCAGGUUUUCCCAAUUUCUGUUUCUGAGUUUUGUUAGAAUCUUAACUUGCUCACUUAGUUUUGCGAAGUUUAUUGAUCA
This is a messenger RNA of Eucalyptus grandis, 2605 nucleotides long. RefSeq names its product WD repeat-containing protein 91 homolog. The record is from RefSeq and is a predicted model, not a curated record. Bases 307 to 2253 code for a protein of 648 amino acids. Lineage: Eukaryota; Viridiplantae; Streptophyta; Magnoliopsida; Myrtales; Myrtaceae. The transcript has 16 exons. Gene Ontology annotation, molecular function: protein binding.